Cryphonectria parasitica EP155 is the source of this 2721-nucleotide messenger RNA. RefSeq lists its product as uncharacterized. The transcript is spliced from 5 exons. Gene Ontology annotation, molecular function: nickel cation binding; urease activity. NCBI's taxonomy places the organism in Eukaryota, Fungi, Ascomycota, Sordariomycetes, Diaporthales, Cryphonectriaceae. Bases 1 to 2478 code for a protein of 825 amino acids. Gene Ontology annotation, biological process: urea catabolic process. Gene Ontology annotation, cellular component: urease complex. The record is from RefSeq and is a predicted model, not a curated record.
AUGCAUCUCGUGCCCAAAGAGCUUGAUAAGCUCACCAUCUCGACCCUGGGCUUCCUCGCCCAGCGUCGCCUCGCCAGGGGCGUCAAGCUGAACCAUGCCGAGGCCGUCGCUCUCAUCGCCAACAACCUUCAGGAGCUCAUCCGCGAUGGCAGCCACACCGUUGCCGACCUCAUGGCCCUGGGCGCCACCAUGCUGGGUCGUCGGCACGUGCAGCCCUCCGUGCUCGCCACGCUCCAUGAGAUCCAGGUCGAGGGUACCUUUCCCACGGGGACGUAUCUGGUCACCGUGCACAACCCCAUUGGCUCUGAUGACGGCGACCUCGCUCGUGCCCUGUACGGGAGCUUCCUGCCUGUGCCCAGCCAAGACUUGUUCCCUCUGCCCGCUGCCGAGGACUUCGCCCUAGAACGGAAACCCGGUGCCGUGAUUCCCGUCGCUAACGCCGAGCCCAUCGAGCUGAACCGCGGCCGCCGUCGCAUCCGCCUCAAGGUCACCAGCCUCGGCGACAGGCCUGUCCAGGUGGGCAGCCACUACCACUUCAUUGAGGUCAAUCCGCAGUUGUCCUUCGACCGCGUUGCAGCCUACGGCUUCCGCCUCGACAUCCCAGCCGGUACCUCGGUGCGCUUCGAGCCGGGCGACACCAAGACCGUCACCCUCGUCGAGAUUGCUGGUAACCGCAUCAUCCAGGGCGGCAACAACCUCGCUUCAGGCGUCGUCAGCGCCACCCGCGCCGAGCAGAUCGUCACCAAGCUCCGCGCUGCCGGCUUUGCACAUGAGCCAGCGCCAACAGCAGACCCGGCGGCGGACGCUGGCCUGGUGGUCGAGGCGUGUAGGAUGGGCCGAGCCGCCUACGCCGCUAUGUUUGGUCCCACAACGGGCGACCGUGUGCGGUUGGGGCUGACGGACCUGUGGGUGCGCGUCGAGCGCGAUCUCACCGUGUACGGCGAUGAGUGCAAGUUCGGCGGCGGCAAGACUCUGCGCGAGGGUAUGGGCCAGGCCUCUGGCCGGCCUGGUGCCAGCACCCUCGACCUCGUCGUGACCAAUGCGCUCGUUGUUGACUGGACUGGAAUAUACAAGACCGAUAUCGGUAUCAAGGACGGGCUGAUCGUGGGCAUCGGCAAGGCCGGCAACCCGGACGUCAUGGAGGGCGUGACCCCAGGUAUGGUCGUCGGAAGCUGUACGGAUGUGAUUGCAGGCGAGGGUAAGAUCAUCACUGCCGGCGGUAUCGACACGCACAUCCACUUCAUAUGUCCGCAGCAGGCCGAAGACGCCGGAACUAGCGCGACCACUUGCACGCCUGGUGCCAACUACAUGCGCCAGAUGCUUCAGGCCUGCGACUCCCUUCCCCUCAACGUGGGUAUCACCGGCAAGGGCAACGAUAGCGAUCCCAAGGCCCUCCGUGAGCAGGUGAUCGCGGGCGCGUGUGGCCUCAAGCUGCACGAGGACUGGGGCACCACGCCCGCCGCUAUCGAUGCCUGCUUGUCGGUAUGCGACGAGCUCGACGUGCAGUGCCUGAUCCACACGGACACGCUUAACGAAUCCGGCUUCGUCGAGGGCACCACGGCCGCUUUCCGGGGUCGCACCAUCCACACAUACCACACCGAGGGCGCCGGCGGCGGCCACGCCCCUGAUAUUAUCAGUGUGGUCGAGCACGCCAAUGUUCUCCCCAGCAGCACUAACCCGACGAGGCCCUACACGCGCAACACCCUGGACGAGCACCUGGACAUGCUCAUGGUGUGUCACCACCUGUCAAAGGACAUUCCCGAGGACGUGGCCUUUGCCGAGAGUCGCAUCCGCGCCGAGACCAUCGCCGCGGAGGACGUCCUGCACGACCUUGGUGCUAUCAGCAUGAUGAGCAGUGAUAGCCAGGCCAUGGGCCGCUGCGGCGAGGUUAUCCUCCGUACUUGGAACACGGCUCACAAGAACAAGGUCCAGAGGGGCUCUCUUCCCGAGGACGAGGGCACCGGCGCUGACAAUUUCCGUGUCAAGCGCUACGUGAGCAAGUACACGGUCAACCCAGCCACUGCGCAAGGCAUGGGUCACCUGGUUGGCAGCAUCGAGGUCGGCAAGCUGGCCGACUUCCUCGUGUGGGAUCCUGCGUGGUUUGGCACCAAGCCCAGCCUGGUCGUUAAGAGCGGCCUGAUCGCCUGGAGUCAGAUGGGCGACCCCAAUGCCUCCAUCCCAACUGUUCAGCCCAUUCAGGCCCGCCCCAUGUUCGCCCCCCGAGUCCCCACCACUUCUGUCCUCUUCGUCUCCCAGGCCUCCAUCGAGCACGGCGUCGUCCAGGCCUAUGGUCUGCGCAAGCGCGUCGAGCCCGUCCGAAACUGCAGGAACAUCGGCAAGAAGGACAUGCGGUACAACGAUUCUAUGCCGCGUAUGCGCGUCGACCCGGAGAGCUACGUCGUCGAGGCGGAUGGGCAGGUGUGUGGGGCUGAACCGAGUACCGAACUUCCUCUUGGACAGAACUACUUUGUAUACUGAGAAGUAGGAGCGGGGAUAGAGAACAGAAUAUGUAGGAGUGAUAGUGGUGGUGGUGCAGGACGACGAGGAGGACGAUGAACAUGAGUAAAUGAAGAUAAUGUCCUGUUCGUUCUAUUCCUGGAAAGAAGUGCAGGGGGAAGAGAAGAAAGGAGGUGGAGGCCACACCGUUUAACGUCAGAUAUUUAAUGCGUUAGAUCCAAAGUUACAUUGUUGGAUUGCAAUCUACUACGAGUUGUUCAGCCG